Messenger RNA from Toxoplasma gondii ME49, 1352 nucleotides. It is a transcript of the gene ACP, whose product is annotated as acyl carrier protein ACP. Gene Ontology annotation, biological process: fatty acid biosynthetic process; lipid A biosynthetic process. Gene Ontology annotation, molecular function: acyl binding; acyl carrier activity. The record is from RefSeq and is a predicted model, not a curated record. The coding region runs from base 282 to 833 and encodes 183 amino acids. Gene Ontology annotation, cellular component: cytosol. NCBI's taxonomy places the organism in Eukaryota, Apicomplexa, Conoidasida, Eucoccidiorida, Sarcocystidae. The transcript is spliced from 4 exons.
GCGCACUCAGGGGGCAGGGCCGUAACGCUUAGUUCACCACGUCAGCGUGUUGGACGGGGAGCCUGGGGUCGUUCAGAAAUCGACAUUGUCCUACCUCCACGACUGCGAUGUCUGGCAUCCGUGUUCAUUGAUUGUCUUGUCUCGUUUCAUAACUGUCCUUUCCUCUUAAAGUCAAUGCAGCGUCUUGCUUUUGUCUCGGCACUGUAGACUGCUCUUUUGGUUUUUGUCUCCAAAUUUCACGUCGUUUUCCGACUGGACUGCACACCUCUCACACCAGAACUAUGGAGAUGCAUCCCCGCAACGCCGGCAGGAAAACACUCCUUGCCCUGGCCCUGUUUAUGGCGACAUCCAUUGCUUCUUCCUACGGUUUUGUGUCACCAGGCCUGAUCAGGUUUAAUUACCGAUAUGGCACUUGCCCCAACAUGUCUUCUGGAGUUUGUGCCACACCGUCGACGGCGUCCCUCGGAACUUUGGGGCAACCCGCAGGAACUGUUGCACGCCGCCCAGGACCGUUUCGAAGUGUUAGCGCAAAUGUCAUCGGCAGUCCCUCUUCUGCGCUAUUCGCUGCCGACGAGGCGAGUUCUGAUGAUCGGCCCCUUCUUGAGAGAGUAAAGGACGUUGUUGCUGACCAGCUCGGUGUGGAUCGUGCAAGGAUCAAUCCCGAGUCAAACUUUAUCAAGGAUCUGGAUGCAGACAGCCUGGACAGCGUUGAGCUGGUCAUGGCAUUUGAAGAGAAGUUUGGUGUCAGCAUUCCCGAUGAGGAAGCGUCCAAGAUCGCCACCGUCCAGGACGCUCUGAGCUAUAUCGAGAAAGCCAAGAGCGCUACAGCGUAAGAGUCUCAAGGAGACAUACGAUCACUGGAGUGACCGUACCCUGGUGUUUUCUGGUAGUUCACCUCAAAGCAAACAACCUUGUGUUGCACGAGGAGCAUGGACUGCCCAAACACCCUGUAAGUUUCGUUUCUCCUACGGCUGACGACCAAAAUCUUCUCGGGCCGUCCGGCUGUCUGCUGAAGACGACCCCUGGGAAAUGUAUAGGUGCUCUCCGGCAUGCUCGACUCCUGUACAGUUGCAGCAUACUGAGAUUAUUUGUACCAGCCCGGGUUGGAGUGCGGCGUCAGCUGCACUAGCAGGCAUAAAAGGUUUGGAAAAUGAGCUUGCCCAUUUACACGGAGCGUGGGUAUGCUCUCAUCUCCGUCUGGCCCCGUCUAAGGCCUCCGGGCUGAUUAUGUUUUGUACAGCGCCAUCGGCAAAAUCGAACUGACAGCGUGUUCGCGGUCCGUCUUGCCUCGAGCUCGCGCGAUAGACUCGUACAGAGGACAACUAUAGCGUUCUGUUUCUCUGGUUUCAGAG